GUCAUUUAUUGUGUUGGUUCCAUGACGCAAACAGGGAAGACAACAUGGCGGAAGACAAUGAUUCCACAUAAACAAACAAUUUAUCAUGAAAAUGAAAACGUGUGUCCCUUACCUUAAUUUGACAGUUGUAAGAAAAGAUACUAUGAUUUCAAUAGAAAUGUCGUAAUAAAAUGGGAGGAAAACAAAGUACAAACGCUCCAAGGGGUCGAACUUUUUCUGGAAGUGCUCCUGGAACAAGUCAUGGUGCUUCUGAAAUGGGGUUGUCUGGCACAGCUAAUGGCGCUCGUCAGAGAGCACGAAGUUUAGGUGCAUUUGUUGCAGGUUCUUCAAUGGGAAUCCCGAAUGGGAAUGGUGAUGCGAGAGGAGCUGGUUCUCCAGACUCGGAUUCUAGUACCCCUGAGGAUGGCCCCAUUUUUGGAAGAACUAACAUAGCACAUUCUUUACCAUUACAUUUAUUUGCCCUUCAUGGUAUAAAGUGUCCUGUGUGUUCUAAAUUUGUACCCCCAGAUGAUCUAGAAUGUCACCUAGUCAUAUGUUUAACCAAGCCUCGGAUUACUUAUAAUGAGGAUGUUCUAACAGAAGAUAAAGGGGAAUGUGUGAUAUGUUUUGAUGAAUUAAAUCAAGGAGACACUAUAGCACGAUUACCAUGCCUAUGUAUAUAUCAUAAAGCGUGUAUAGACAAAUGGUUUGAAAGAAACCGAUCCUGUCCAGAACAUCCACAAGACUGAGACAAACAAUAAAACAGUAUACUUGGGCUUUCAUUUUUUAUACACAAGUCAUUACAGACUAUUAGGAGAAUUUGUGUGAUGUGUGUUACCAUGGUAACAGAAAUGAUCUGAUAUAUACAUUGUGUAUAUUGAACAUUUUAACACUAUUCUUAUCGUUCCUGAGAUGGUGCAUUUUAUAAAGAGGAGCGCAUGAUAGCUAUCAAACAAAAAUAGAUACAGUGAUCAUCUCAUGGUUAUAUUUUUGUUAACAAACAUCUAAUUGCAGAGUCACAACAGAUAGAUGUAUUUAUGUAACUCACCAUUUAUAGAACUUUUCGGUUGCAACAUACAUUCGAGUCCAGCAAAGACACUACUGACUGUGAAGUCAAAAUCUUCUUUCUAAUGUGUGUGUUUGAAAAUUAUUAAAAUAAAAAUAAGAACAUUUGAUGUGAUAACAACAAAGAUUAACUGACACAAAUGUAAACAACUUAUAUUAUACAGCCUUCAAAAAAAGAGCAAAAUUUAUACCAUAUAGUAGUAGCAGGUCCCAGGAUGAUUAAAUAUGAACAAGCUUAAAUUAUCAGUUGAAAAUGGCUUGACUCAUCAUUAAAGUACAUUAUGAGAUGAAAAAUCUAUUUGAAAAGGGCCUUGACAAGUGCAUUUGUUUUUCUUAUGAUAUUUUUGUGUUAAAAAUGUACCAGUAUAUAUAGUGAUUUUUGUGUCAAAUUUUCAGUACACAAAAACUACACUUAAUUGCAAAGCUUAUAUCUGUAUAUAAAGUGUCUUGCUAGAGUUAAAUGUAUGUUAUAAUUGAAUUGAUCUGAUUUAAAGCAUGUAAUAUUUUGCUUGUUUCAUAAUGUACCGAUUGUCUACAAAUAAACCUGGGACUGGUUUUAAUUGUAAUUCUUGUGGAUAUUUUAUAUCUUGGUAUUGUGACAGUAUGCAGAGAAUCCUAAUGAACAUUUAGAUUCAUGGUUCACUUUUACUAGAGUAAUCCACAAACAUUUGGAAUAAUAAUAAAUCCACAGUUAUAAAUUCUAAACUGUAUAAAUCUGUUGUCUGAAUGGAUGUUUUAUAUACACUGUAUUUAGGUUUAAGCUGAGAUCACUAUGUUAUACGUCAACUACAUGUAUACCGGGGUAAUUGAUUGAAUAUUAGAUGGAUGGAUGUGUAUAUUUCUCUAUCAUUCUUUUUCUUGUAUCCAGUUUUGACCUGUUGAGUUACAAUUCAUAAAUCAAAGAUUACAUCCAGGUAUUCAUGUAAUUGUUCUACACGCCUGAGUGAGAAAAAUGAAUGGUUAACAGAAUUGUGUAGCUUUGAUGAAUUCUUGCUAAAUUAGUCAAAUCAAAGCUGUAUAAAAUGGAUCUGUAUACUUAUCUACUUUUAUUUCUAUGUUCGGUGUUUUAUACAUGGUCUCUUCAACUUGAUACCAAAAGAUACAAAGCAGUAAUUUGACAUAUUUAGAAAAAGGAUUACACUUGAAUGACAAAAACUCUGAUGGUCAAUACAAGUUGACAUUGAUAUAAUCAUAGAGUAAAAUACCUAAAUUUAGUAUCUUAGAACCAGACAAUAGGUUUCUAAAUAUUUUUAAAGGUCAGUUGAUAAUUUACUUGACUAAAAACAAGAAUUUGACAAAGAAACCAAAGAGAUGAUUUAAGUUGUAAAAUAUUGCUAUUGAUACUGAUCAUAGUUUGCCGUAUUUAUUUUAUGUUUAAACACAUCUUCCAUUUUGUUUUUAUCAGAUAUCUUAUUUUAUUAAUAUGUAAAUUAUGUUUACUUUUAAUCAUGCAUUGUAAGACAUGUACACAUGCAAGUUUACAUGUAUUUUGUUUAUUAUUUUACUCUUAAGGAAUUAAUGUUGAGUUGUUACAGUCAGAGAAAUUUUGUAAUCAAAAUUUUCUUCCUUUUUAUUGCUGUGCUGUCAUACAUGUAUGUUAGAAUCGGUAGAACUGAAAAAAGGGUACAUACAUUUAUUUUUUCUACACGUUUUUGCCAUAUACAUUUUUCCAUUCUUAAUAUUAAUUAUGAUAAUAAAGAAAAUUUUGUAGGUCUAGACAUUUUUCAAUUAUGAAAAUUUAGUUUUGAGGUCAACAAAUAUUUUUGAGAAUUUAUAGUGCUAUAUGAAUUUAAUUCAGUGAGUGAAAACAUUAAUUUUAAUUUUUUUUAUUUAUCUAUUUUUUUUUUCUCAGUUUGCUGGAGAUUUCACAAAAAAAAAGGGCAACAGCUUAAAACAAAAUUCACUGAAUAUACCCCUUGGAUUUGGAUGAAAUUCUUUAAAUUAAAGUAUAAAGGCUCAAUAUAUAUUACCAAUUGAAAAUUAACAUUGCAGGAAUUGGUUUUACACUUGUUUUAAAAAAUACUUUACAUGGAAAAUUAUAUACAGUUCUUAAUUCUCUGCAAUAACAUUUCUUCUUUUAAAACUGAAACGAAAAAUGUGCUUGAUAUGACUGUUAGUCUAUGUGCCUCAAAACUUAUGUACCAAGAAAAUCUAUUGAUGUUAUUCUAUUAACAGGAUGUUCAAAGUACAUCUACAUUAACAGUAUACAGUGCUCUCAUGUUUAUGUGUUAUGUUGUGAUAUUUUAGAUGUUAGUUGACAUUCACUUGAUUCAGGUCUCAUUAUUUUGUAUACAGAAAAUGCAAAAGAUAUUUGCAGCAAAUAAGCAUUUAAAUUCAUUUUAUAUCAUUUUGUUUUUUGAAGAUUCUCACAGAAAGGAAUUGAAAAAUUAUGUUGCAUGUUUUUAUCAUUUAUAGAUGUAAAUCAUAUAAUACUCUGAGAGUGACAUUGAAGGGAUGGAUUAUGGGUAAUAAAAACCCAUAUACUUACAUUGUUAGAUGGUUUAUAGAUUUGUCUUUUAUCGUUUAGUAUCUUCACAGUCAAUAUUUAAAAGAAUUUUGUUUCUUUAUCAUGUCUGCUAUCUACAACAAAAAAUACCACUACUAUUUACAGCAUAAAAAAACCUCUCCAGUGUCAAGUUGUGUGAAAUUGCUGUAAGAAAAGUUGAAAUCAAAUUAAGGACAAGAAUAUCCGGAAAAUCAGUUACUUUUACCAUGUUAAAUUAAUAACUUAACUCCUAUAUUCACAUAUACUAAAACUUUUGGUUUCUCAUGUAUGAUAAUUUACGGUCUACCUUUGUUUCUAUAAAUUAACUUCUUAGUUCAUUUUAUCAUUGAUUUAAUAAGGUUGAAAAUUCAUGACAAUACAUUGAACUGACAUCAAAUUCAUUGAAAUUGCCUUGCAAAUAUAAAUCUUGAAAUGAUACUUGAACAAUUGUCACUCAUGGAAAAGUUUAAUUUAGUGCCUUUCUAUCAUUAAUUUUACUGAUUUAAUCUUUGUUUCACCACCACUGUAAUCUUUUGUGUUGAUUGAUGUCUUUUCAUGUUUAUACUAAAAGAAAAUGUAUUAAAUUAAAUAUUCAACAAGACCCAUUGCUGUUUUCUGUUUUUUGUUUGGGUUUAAGUCUCUUUAACACAUUUUGAAUUUCCAUUCUCAAUUUUAAAUGUUUCUUAACACACAAAAAAUAACAUUUCUAUAAAAAAAAUCACUUUUCACUGUUACUGAAAAUCUUUAUUGGGCUAAUGUCAAAAUAGAUAUGUGGUGAAUAUAAGCUUCACUUGUGUAAAAGUAAUAUUUGUAUUUCGUUAGGUAUACAAAAUAAUGUCAAGUAAAGUACAAGGUGCCCAUAUUAUUAUGUAACUUAUAAAGGUGAUUUCUAAGUGUUCAGAGUACACAGGUUGGUCGGGUUGUUGUCUCUUUGACACAUUCCCAAUGUCAUUUCUCAAUUUAAAUUAUUUUAUUAUUUUAUAGAUUUUAAAAUUAAUUUUAAAUGUAAAAUUGAUGAAAUGUUUGAAAUAAUGUUGACACAGAAAAGUUUUUCAUAUUUCUACAGAAUGCUUUAUAUAUUUUUUUUCAUUGUUGACAUCCAGCUGUGAUUUUUGUAAUACAUUUAUCAUCAAUGAUAGUUCCAUUCAAAGCAAUACAAUAUAAUCUAUUUAUAAGAUAAGAGAUCAUUUUUUUCAUUUUAUUGAAAAUCAGGUUGGAAAUUUGGCUAAUAACUUUUGUUAGCUACCAGUGGCCAGUUGUGAAUAAAUUUAAAAUAUAUAUACUUUUCUAUAAAAAACAAAUAUGAAAAAAUAAUUAAAUUAUGAAUUGAAGGAGCCUUAGGAGGUUAAAUAUAAGUAUAUGAAUAAGGAGGUUGUAGGGUAAAGAGUAUAUAUAAUUUACUUUAAACGAUUAAUUCCUUAGUAAUUUGAUAUACCUGUUAUAAUUUAAACACGUUCCUAGGUACAUUUCAUACUCAACAUGUUACAAUAAUAAUCAGAUAUAAUCUGACUACUAAAUGUUAAACUACUAAAACUUAUUUAUAACUGGCCUGAGAGUGAAAUGUGCACCAUUUGUAAAAUAAAUCAUGAAAUGUAUAAUGUAAGUAAUUUGACAGUAUUUAUAUAAUGCUUCAGUUGUUGUUACUUAUUAUAAUGAAAAUACAGAUUGACUUCAAAUAA
Molecule: messenger RNA, 5208 nt
Organism: Mytilus trossulus (common blue mussel)
Lineage: Eukaryota; Metazoa; Mollusca; Bivalvia; Mytilida; Mytilidae
Product: E3 ubiquitin-protein ligase ZNRF2-like
Exons: 4
Coding region: 171-728 (185 amino acids)
Biological process (GO): proteasome-mediated ubiquitin-dependent protein catabolic process; protein K48-linked ubiquitination
Cellular component (GO): membrane; intracellular membrane-bounded organelle; cytoplasm
Molecular function (GO): ubiquitin protein ligase activity
Source: RefSeq, a predicted model, not a curated record